CCGUCCAGCCCGCCUGCGCGCAGGUGAGAGAGCCCAGGAGGGGCGGAGCGCAGCGCUGCCGGUGCCAAGCUCCGGCGCCCGCGGCACCACCUCGAACCCCGGGCCACAGUCGCUUUCCCCGCCGCGGCCGAGGCGCCCCGGAGCCAUGGCCAGCCAGAGCUGCGGGGUCACACUCACACUGCUGGGGGUCCUGCUGCUGGGAGCGGCGCGCCCGCCGGGUGGAGCGGAAGCUUUUGUGCUCGGUCUGCCCCGUACAACCAACAUCACAAUCCUUAUAAAGCGGGGGCUCCUACCUCUGGGAGCGAACCCCUGUCACCUGCUCGUGUCUGGAAAACUCUCGACCACGCUGCUCAUCAAACCCGGAGACAGAAAGGAGUUUCGCUUUACCUGCCAUAAUCCAGAGGCUCACUUUGUCAUUGAUGUCGAGAGGAACAUUGACUGCACAUCACACCCAUGUCCUUUCGGGGAGUUCGAGCUGCAGCCCGUAAUAUCGCUGUUGCCCCACCUCAACCGAACUUUCAUCUGGGACAUCCAAGCUGGCAAGAGCACCAGUCUGGAGCUGGUGUUCUCCAGGCCUCGCCUCAGGCAGAUCGGGCGAGGGGAGAGCUGCCCAGACGGAGUCACUUACAACAUCAACGGCCACAUCGGUGCCACCGAGGUCCGGAUCGGAACCUUCUGCAGCACCGGCACCGUGUCCCGGAUCAAGAUGCAGGAGAGCGUCAAGAUAACGUUACACCUGCCGUGGUUCGACAAGAGAAGCCACUCCGGCUUCAGCAUGUCGAGCCAGUCAUCCAUAAAACGACUGUGCUUCAUCGAAUCUGUAUUUGAGGGUGAAGGCUCAGCAACCCUGAUGUCUGCCAACUACCCGUUCAGCUUCCCCGAGGACGAGCUCAUGACGUGGCAGUUUGUCAUCCCUGCGCACCUGCGGGCCAGCGUCUCCUUCCUCCAGUUCAAUAACUCCAACUGCGCGAAGAAGGAGGAGCGGGUUGAGUACUACAUCCCGGGCUCCACCACCAACCCCGAGGUGUUCAGGCUGGCGGACAAGCAGCCUGGGAACAUGGCUGGGAACUUCAACCUCUCUCUGCAAGGAUGUGACCAAGAUGCCCAAAAUCCGGGGAUCCUCCGGCUGAAGUUUCAAGUUUUGGUCCAGUGUCCACACAAUGAAAGCAAUAUAACCUACGAGGUUGACUUGAGUAAGGAGCAAGCCAUGUCGGUCACCAUCGAGCCGAGGCCCGUGAAGCUGAGCCGCCGCUUCGUCCCCGGCUGCUUUGUGUGCCUGGAGUCUCGGACCUGCAGCACCAACCUCACCCUGGCCCAUGGCUCCAAGCACAGGAUCUCGUUCCUCUGCGACGACCUGACGCGCCUGUGGAUGAACGUCGAGAAAACCAUAAGCUGCACGAACCACCAAUACUGCCACAGGAGGUCCUACUCCCUCGAGGUGCCCAGGGACAUCCUCCAGCUGCCCGUGCAGCUGCACGACUUCUCCUGGAAGCUGCUGGGUCCCAAGGACAGGCUCAGCCUGGCACUGGUGCCGGCCCAGAAGCUGCAGCAGCACACGCAGGAGCGGUUCUGCAACAGCAGCUUCAGCUACCUGGUGGCCGGCACUGGCCCGGGCCAGGACCUCUACUUCGGCUCCUUCUGCGCCGGAGGCUCCAUCGAGCAGAUCCAGGUGAAGCAGAACGUCUUGGUGACCCUGCGCACCUUCGCCCCCAGCUUCCAGCAGGACCUCUCCAGGCAGGCCCUGACCGUGACCUUCAUACCCUCCUUCAAAGAGGAAGGUAUUUUCACGGUGACCCCGGAUAUGAAAAGCAAGGUCUACCUGAUGACCCCUAACUGGGAGCGGGGCCUGCCGUCCCUGUCCUCGGUGUCCUGGAACAUCAGCGUGCCCAGCGACCAGGUGGCCUACCUGACCUUCCUGAAGGAGCGGACCGGCCUGGUGUGCCAGACGGGGCGCGCGUUCAUGAUCAUCCAGGAGCAGCGGACCAAGGCCGAGCAGUUCUUCAGCCUGGAGGAGGCGCUCCCCAAGUCCAGCUCCCACCAUCACAACUUCUGGGUCAACAUCUCCAACUGCAGCCCUGUGAGUGGCAAGAAGCUGGACCUGCUCUUCCAGGUGUCGCUUACCUGGAGAACGCUAGACAUGACUGUCAUCCUCAUUGCUGUGGUGGGAGGCGGCGCCUUGCUGCUGUUUGCCCUCGGACUCAUCAUUUGCCUUGUGAAAAAGAAUAGGAAAAAGAAGAUGAACAAGGGCCCAGCCAUAGGUAUCUAUAAUGGCAACAUCAAUACCCAGAUACCGAUGCAGCCAAAAAAGUUUCCGAACGUACAAAAGGACCAUGAUGCCCACGUGUACGCCGUCAUCGAUGACACCAUGGUGUACGGGCAUCUGCUGCAGGAUUCCAACGGGUCCUUCGUCCAGCCCGAGGUGGACACCUACCGGCCCUUCCAGGGCCCCACAGAGGACUGCCCUCCCUCCUUCCUCCUCCCAUAUUCCAAGGUCCCAACUAUAAAGUUGACCACAAAGGAGUCAUCCCCUGACUUCAAUCCUGAGUCUGACAGUGAACCGUACACCUUCUCCCAUCCCAGCAAGCAGAACGGAAGUGACGGGAACACAGACAUUCCCUUGCUGGAUGCCCACGAGCCAGCGGAGACUGGGGAGUAACUUGGACCCAUCCCAAAGACUUUGCAUAAAGCUGGGCGCUCACGAGAAAUCCCAAAGAAGAGGAAUUGUAUGGAAGGAACAGCCGCAGGUUUUCCUGGACACCACCAACUUCUGAUUUCCAAGUGGACUCAUUCCGACGAUGAAGAUGUUGAAGAUGAUGAAUUCUGGUCUGGAUACAGUCAUCGUGGCUCAUGUCCUUCUAAACUCAGGUUGCGUUAGAAACCAGCCCGUAAUGAGAGAGAAGUGUGAGCCACCCCGGGACAGGGUUGCAACAAGCCCCGGAUUGGGGUUUGGACCUCUUUGUGAGGCGGGUGGAGGGAAGCGGGGAAGGGGGGCAUUCUUCUGC
Messenger RNA from Myotis daubentonii (Daubenton's bat), 3002 nucleotides. RefSeq names its product CUB domain containing protein 1 (gene CDCP1). NCBI's taxonomy places the organism in Eukaryota, Metazoa, Chordata, Mammalia, Chiroptera, Vespertilionidae. The record is from RefSeq and is a predicted model, not a curated record.